AUGUUAAAAAUUAUCAUCUUUUGCACCUAUUUGGUUGCCAAAUGCUUAGCAGGUUAUGACGAUUGGGACUCUGGAGCAAAGUACAAAUUUGAGUAUGGUGUUGAAGACCCUCACACCGGUGAUCAUAAAAGCCAAUGGGAAAUCAGCCACGGUCAUGGGUUGAAGGGUGGUUACACUUUAGAUGAACCCGACGGCACUAAGCGUUAUGUAGAGUACAAAGCUGAUAAAUGGCACGGGUUCCAGGCGAUUGUGAAACGCAUAGGCCAUGCUGUUCACCCAAAGUCUUACGGUGCUCCAUUCGUAGUUCGCCACCAGGAUCACCACUCUCAGAACGGUAAUGGCAAUGGUUUCGAGCAUAAACAGACACAACAUAAAGACAUCGGCGGUUCUUUCAAUGGGAAUGAUCUCUGGGUUCAGUCCAAUCAGCAGCAAACCUACACACCGCAGAGAGGCUGGACCAAUGAAGGAGUUACCACGAACGGCAACCAUAAUCAAUAUAAUGGAUGGAAAAACGGAGGUGGUGAACAGUUUGCCACCAGCUAUGCCAACCAGAAAACCUACCACCACUGA
Molecule: messenger RNA, 570 nt
Organism: Aedes aegypti (yellow fever mosquito)
Lineage: Eukaryota; Metazoa; Arthropoda; Insecta; Diptera; Culicidae
Product: pro-resilin
Exons: 2
Coding region: 1-570 (189 amino acids)
Cellular component (GO): extracellular matrix
Source: RefSeq, a predicted model, not a curated record